Messenger RNA from Limanda limanda (common dab), 3349 nucleotides. RefSeq names its product RAB33B, member RAS oncogene family a (gene rab33ba). Gene Ontology annotation, cellular component: Golgi apparatus; endosome. Gene Ontology annotation, biological process: Rab protein signal transduction. NCBI's taxonomy places the organism in Eukaryota, Metazoa, Chordata, Actinopteri, Pleuronectiformes, Pleuronectidae. The transcript has 2 exons. Gene Ontology annotation, molecular function: GTP binding; GTPase activity. The record is from RefSeq and is a predicted model, not a curated record. The coding region runs from base 162 to 887 and encodes 241 amino acids.
UGACAGCUGUGUGCUGUGAGCGUUUGCUGUGGUUUGUCUGUUGGCAGUUUGAGACCAUAGACUGUAUAUGGUUGAUACCUGUGUGUACCUGGACGUCGAAUAACCGCCGUGAAUCGUCUACACGUCUUUGAAUCGCGUCACGUCCACUCUGUCGGCCUGGUAUGGCGGAGAGAGGGCCGUCGGUUGAAUUCUCCGGCUCUCUGACGAGCUCCACUCUUCCCCCGCCGAGGACCCGCAUCUUCAAAAUCAUUGUGAUCGGGGACUCGGGGGUCGGAAAGACGUGCCUCACCUAUCGCUUCUGUGCCGGCAAGUUCCCCGAGAAGACCGAGGCCACGAUCGGGGUUGACUUCAGGGAGAGGCUGGUCGAGAUUGAUGGCGAAAAAAUUAAGAUCCAGCUGUGGGACACUGCAGGCCAAGAGCGCUUCAGGAAGUCCAUGGUGCAGCACUACUACCGCAAUGUGCAUGCUGUUGUCUUUGUUUAUGACGUUACCAACGCUGCUAGCUUUCGCAGCCUCCCUGCCUGGAUUGAGGAGUGCAAGCAGCACGCUCUGGGCACAGAGGUACCCAGGAUCUUAGUUGGAAACAAGUGCGACCUCCAAGACUCCAUCCAAGUGAGCACAGAUGUGGCGCAACAGUUUGCAGAUUCCCAUUCCAUGCCCCUAUUUGAGACAUCUGCAAAAAGCCCAAACAGCCAGGGAGAAGGAAGCAAUGGCAGUGGAAACAGUGACCACGUUGAGGCUAUUUUAAUGACGGUGGCCCACAAACUCAAAUCUCAAAAGCCUCUAGUGCUGAGCCAGCCCCCUAGGGGAUCAGCAGGCACCAUCCACCUGAGUAGGGGGAUGAGUGAUGGAGAUGUGGCCAGGAGCUGGGCCUGCAGCAGCUGCUGAAGAGGAAAAAUGGAGGGAAAGAGGGCGACAACUUUAGCUUCAGGCUGAAUAAGCCCUGUGAAACUGAAAAUUAAGUGAGCUGAGGAAACUGGAGCUCUAGAAAGAUUGAGUGGAUCCAACUAAAUGGCUUCAACAACUGAAACGAUGUGUUAAUUUGAAAAAAAUACUUUUUUCAUGUGCUUGUGCUUGAUAUCACAAACUACUUUUAAUAGUUUAGUUAGGGGCAAUGUGAUUGCUGCAAUGUGGCAAUGCAAUCUGAUCUUUGAGCUCUUGUGGAAAACAAUGACGCAAACAACUUUGAUUGUUUUCCAGUCCAGAUACAAUCAGGAUCGUCCCAUGUAAUGGGAAUGUAAAGUGUGAAGAGCAGCUAAUGAGAACUACUGGUGGGGAUUUACAAUUAUUUUACUGACGUGACCUGAAUAUAAUUUGUUCAUGCAGACAGUACAACCCAACACAUAACAUCAUGCAACCUGUGAUGCAAUGUAUGGCCUUAAUCUGUGGCACUGCAGUAAGGACUGCAUCAUAUGGAAAGGAGUUGGGCAAUGCCUUCUUUUUGUCGUAUUGUCGACAUAUGAUGAUAGUCUUAAGACUGGCAACCUGUCAGGGUGUACCCCGUCUCUCGGACAACAUCAGCUGGAAUUGAUUCCAGCUCCCCUGCGACCCUCAAAGUACAAUAGUAUAGAUAUCAGAUGGUUGAUAAUCUUUAAUUUUCAUUAAAGGUGCCCUGUUGAAUUUUUUGUUAAAGUUUUUAAAAUUUUUGUUCCAUGUUUAUCCAGUGCUUUUCAUCAAAACAUGUUAAUUAUUGAAUCCUCAUAAACACAUUGAAUUGAGUCCCUUCAAAAAACAUAUGUACAUAAUUGAUCAAUGUGCAUAUGAUGAAAGUCGCUAUUAUUAGAUAACAGAGGGAAUGUGGAUUCAGAGCUACAGUAAAUCUGCUCUUUGUAGUGUUUAAACCCAGAACAUAACUGUGACUAAGGGUGUCAAUUAAUUUAGCAGUUAGCAUUAGCACCAUUUAUAAAUACUUCUCUGAGGGACUUGAGUUCCUCUUCAGCACGGUAAGGUAAAUACUUAGGCUUUUUGAAGUCUUUGUUGCUGUGUGCUGCUCAACUGUUUAUCGUAUCAUCUGCUAUGCGAUGUUUUCAUCAAGAAAACACUUAAAACUACCGUCAGGUCAACACAAUCAGGGGAUGCUUAUGAAUUGUUAAUCACUGAUCUUGGUGUGUUUGUGCUGAGCUCAGACUUUGUUUCAGCUGAUCACUGACGACUGAUUAACACUGACCUCAUUAACAUCAAUUGUUACUGUAGCUGACUGUAUAAAGUCCAGUGCUGAGGGUUUAUAUUACGCAGUUGCUUCUAACACAAAUUCACAAGUAAACAAAAUAGGUCACAAUGUUUCAUUGUGUCAAACAAUGGAGGUGUCGAAUAAAAACAUUAAAAUAAUAAUAAAAAUGGCAAUAAAUUCUGUAAAUAUUUCUUCUAGUGUAAGGGAAUAAUUAGAAUAUUUUUUCACAAGUGUUGGAGAACAUUGUUACUUCUGCUGGGCCAGUGAGUAUAAUGCAUUUUGCACCUUUGUAUGUUUGAGUCAUUGAAAAGAGAAAGUGUCUGCAGGAAGAAAAUAUGGGGAUGACAUGCAGGGGAUGGUAUGGCCACUAAGAGUCAAAUCAGGAACCUACUUAAAAGGAUAAUCAGGAUUCAUGCCCAUGAUAUAUGGCAUAACCAUUCAGAUGCCAGGCUAUCCUGAGAAAGUUGCUUUAACAGCAUCCCCAACAAAUAAGGAAGUAAGGAGCUUAUUAGCCACACAUCACCAUAGUUGAUCAGUAGAAAACACUUGUAGCUUUGUUUUCAAUGCCUUCAUGUAAUAGUCUGUAUUUAUUUAAUGCGUUUCUAAGCACUCUACCCCCUUAAAAAGAAUUGUCUUUGGCAGGUUAAAAUAGAGAAACUUAGUUUUGAGAGACAAAAAUAUCCUAUUGUCAAGAUCAGUUUGCUAGUAUCCAGCAACAGAGCUAACACUCUGCAUACUGGCAUCGUGUGAUGUAAUUUAACAGUUGAGGUACCCAGAAUUAUACUCUUUUAAACAAGUCUGCUAUAUGAAUCUGUUACCUGAUGCACUGAGAUAUUGGGGGGAUAGACUUUUCACUUCAACCAGACUCUCUAUGGCCUGACAGCUGUGUAACGACAGUGGAAGAUCAUGUUGGUGUUUCUACUGUUUAAGAUUCGGGCCAUCCACCUUCACACUGGGUCCCAUAAUGUCCUGUUCCUUACUUUUGUACAAGGCAGCCAUGAAUAACAAAUACUGCUAAUGCAUGUCUCAAAAAGGAAAAUCUCAGUUGCAGAAUUGGUUUGCAUAGUGACCAAUUUGUCUCCAACAUUGACCAAAUUAUUGAAGACAAAUAAAAAGGGGAUACAUUUACAAUGGAUUUGUUUUGUGCAACCUUGCAAUAAACCAUGUAAUUGCUCAAUAA